Coprinopsis cinerea okayama7#130 is the source of this 1767-nucleotide messenger RNA. Its product is annotated as pyranose dehydrogenase. Gene Ontology annotation, molecular function: oxidoreductase activity, acting on CH-OH group of donors; flavin adenine dinucleotide binding. The transcript is spliced from 9 exons. The record is from RefSeq and is a predicted model, not a curated record. The coding region runs from base 1 to 1767 and encodes 588 amino acids. Lineage: Eukaryota; Fungi; Basidiomycota; Agaricomycetes; Agaricales; Psathyrellaceae.
AUGGUCUCCUACUAUCCAGCCAUACUGGUACUACUCCUUACCUUCGCAUUAUGGGGCGCUGCGCCGCGUGUCUUCGUCCAUGCAGAACUGCUAGGUCAUGUGGACCAACUUGCAGACAAGACUUUUGACUUUAUCAUUGCUGGUGGUGGAGCGGCAGGCUCAGUUCUCGCAAGUCGUCUCUCUGAAAACCCCAAGUUCGGCGUCCUACUCGUCGAAGCGGGUCCAGACAAUGUCGGUGUUUUAGAGAUCAUGGCCCCAGGAUUGGCCUUCCAAAUUCCUAGAACCUACAACUGGAACUUUGUCAGCGUUCCCCAGCGUGGACUCGACAAUAGGGCGAUCAACAUACCCCGAGGGCACGUCCUUGGUGGGAGCACCUGCAUCAAUGGGAUGCUCUAUACUCGCGGAUCAUCGGACAACUACGACAAUUGGGCAAGAAAUGUCGGUGAUCAGCAGUGGUCAUGGAAGGCACUCUGGCCUUACUUCAAGAAGCACGAGCGCUGGGUUGCACCCGUCGGCAACCGCAGCAUCGAAGGGCAGUACGAUCCCAAAGCCCACGGAUACAACGGUAAAACCUUCGUUAGCCUGCCCACAAAGGGCCCAGACGAGCACUCCUUCCGGUGCCUCAACAAUACCAAGCUCCAGCCCAAACUCUUUCCCCUCACGCUUGACAUAAAUGGUGGAAAACCGGUCGGUUUGACUUGGACUCAAUGGUCGAUUGGGAAAGGAGAAAGGAGUAGCGCUGCUACUUCCUAUCUCACACCUGACGUUCGGAGGAGACCGAAUUUGACAAUCCUCGUAAACGCAUACGUCACUCGAGUCGUACCGAGCUCAGUCAACGGCCCUCUAGACAUUAGGACUGUCGAGAUCGCCCCUCGUGCCGGAGGCGCUUCCAAGACCUUGACCGCGAAGAAAGAAGUUAUCUUAUCAGCCGGUUCAUUCGGAACACCCCGAAUCCUCCUCAGCUCGGGGAUUGGCAACAAAACAGAAUUAGACCUCAUUGGCGUAAAAGUCAUCCACGACCUCCCAGAUGUCGGAGAGGGCUUGACAGACCACGCUGCCAUCGAGGCUAGAUGGGGCACGACCGCUACACAUUUACCCCCCGUCGAUCCAGCGGAAGCAUUGGCUGAAUGGCAAGCAAAUAGGACAGGUCCGCUAACCAUGUCGAGUGUUUCAUCACCUCAGCUGCUGUGGAAUCGGAUAUCCUCAGACUCGCCCGUGUUUAAGAAAUAUAGGGAUCCUGCUCCAGGCCCCAACUCACCUCAUAUUGAGAUGACGCUUAGGUCGCCGGGGGGUCCUGUUACUCCCGAAAGCAUCGUGCUCUUGACUCCCUACUCCAGUCAGCACCCUCCAUCUCGUCGCAAACUCCCGAUGCUAACACCGCCUUCAAACGGAAUGCACAUUUCAGGAGGAACCGUCAAAAUCAACUCCACCAACCCCUUCGAUGACCCUUUGAUCGACUACAACUUCCUUGGCCACCCAUUUGACAUCGAAGCUUUCAAAGAAGGGAUCCGCCUCGGCAAGAAAUUCUAUAGUGGGCCAGUCUGGCAGGGCUAUCGAACGAGUUUCCUGGGGCCUGAUCCAGAGACCCUCUCAGAAGACGAGUUCCUUAACGCGAUAAAGCCUAUGGUCAGUUCGUGGCAACAUCCCGUUGGAACUGCAGCUAUGUCGAAGCGGGGGUCGAAGCAAGGGGUCGUUAAUCCGGACUUGAGGGUCAAGGGUGUUAGGGGCCUUCGGAUCGUCGAUGCUUCCGUUAUAGUGAGUCUCUGA